Messenger RNA from Pectinophora gossypiella (pink bollworm), 3381 nucleotides. It is a transcript of the gene STUB1, whose product is annotated as E3 ubiquitin-protein ligase CHIP. Gene Ontology annotation, cellular component: cytoplasm; Z disc. Gene Ontology annotation, biological process: protein quality control for misfolded or incompletely synthesized proteins; cellular response to misfolded protein; protein polyubiquitination. Gene Ontology annotation, molecular function: ubiquitin protein ligase activity; protein-folding chaperone binding. Lineage: Eukaryota; Metazoa; Arthropoda; Insecta; Lepidoptera; Gelechiidae. Bases 162 to 1025 code for a protein of 287 amino acids. The transcript has 7 exons. The record is from RefSeq and is a predicted model, not a curated record.
GUCAAACAAUUAUUUCGAGAAAGAAAUAUUUUUGCUGGUGUUUUGUAUCGUGUUGAUGCCAAUAAAAACCUGCGCAAAUCGUCGUAAACACAUAUUUUUCAUGAAAUAAUGAUAUCAGUGCAAAUUUUCAUUUGGAGGCAGUAAGAAUUCACUGAAGCACAAUGAGCAAGCACAUGUACUCGACUGCAAACCUGACCGACAAGGAGUUGAAGGAGCAGGGUAACAGAUUGUUCAGUUUGCGCCGAUUUGAAGAUGCUAUGAACUGCUACACUAAAGCUAUCAUAAAGAACCCGUCAGUAGCAACAUACUUCACAAAUCGUGCGCUAUGCCACUUGAAGAUGAAGCGAUGGGAGGCAACGUGCCAGGACUGCCGACGUGCCCUGGACAUCGACACCAACCAGGUCAAGGGGCACUUCUUCCUUGGACAGGCACUUGUUGAGCUAGAGUGCUAUGAUGAAGCUAUUAAACAUUUGCAUAGAGCAAAUGACCUGGCUCGAGAGCAGAAGCUGAACUUCGGCGACGAUAUCGCGGCGCAGAUCCGGCUGGCCCGCAAGAAACGCUGGAACGUCCAGGAGGAGAAAAGGAUAGCGCAGGAGAUCGAGCUGCAGAGUUAUUUGAAUAGGCUAAUAAUAGAAGACACACAGCGUCGAAUAGAAUCACUCAAAGUAGAAAAUAAUAACGAAGAGGAGAUCAACUCAAAAAUUUCCAAAAUUGAGGAGGAACAUAAUAACUACACAAGUGAAUUAAAUAAUUUAUUCGCUAAAAUAGACGAGAGGAGACGGAAGCGAGACGUCCCGGACUCGUUGUGCUGCCGGAUUAGCUUCGAGAUCCUUAAGGAGCCGGUGAUCACGCCCAGCGGCAUCACCUACGAACGCAAGGAUAUCGAGGAGCAUCUCGAGCGAGUUGGCCACUUCGACCCGGUGACCCGCGUGAAGUUGACAGCAGAUCAGCUGAUCCCCAACUUCACAAUGAAAGAGGUUGUCGAUGCCUUCCUCCAGGACAACGAGUGGGCUCUCGACUACUAAGCUCAACACUGCUCAACUACGAAUAUACAAGCUUGUACGGUCGGCAACGUGAGUUGCUCAACAUUUAUGACUUAAAUGCUACUCUUAGGCCGCUCGCACUUGCAGCGUUUUCGUACGCAUGCGUAUACGUACGAACCCGCAGGAACAAUCCCUACUUUUCAAGUACUUUUCGAACGCACAUUUGGCAGUUAUGGACCAGUGUUCGCACGUGUACGCAUGAAGCGAAUUCGUACGAAUCCCCGUACAAAGUGCGACCGGCUUUAAAAGUAAAUGUGAACUACUUGUGUUACUGACUGCAUUCAAUCUACACACAGAAAGUUAUGAUCUCCUACGUUCAUUUCUCAGACGAUUUGCUUACCUAUAGUACAUAUUCGCGGACUCGUGUAUGAUGUGUUCUUUGUGGUCCUGAAUGGGUUAUUUGACGCUAAAUCUUUACCGACUUCACUGGUUUUUUAACCUGUGUCAUAGGGUAGUUUCCAACUAGUCAAAUCAUUUACUUUUUAUAAACCUCAAAACAUGAAAUUACUAUGUGACAUCAUAGAAAACGUGACAAAAUGUCGCACUUACACAUUUUUCUUUAUUAAAUAAGUUAAAUAGAAAAAUAAAACAUUUUUUGUCACCUUUAGAUCUGUCUUUAUUUAGUAAUCAGAAUUUCAUAAUUUAUCUUUGACCUUGGAAACUACCCAACUGAUGACUGACACUUUACGGACAAAAGUACUUUCUUAAUAUCCACUAGUUGUUGCCUGGAAUUCGUACGCGGGAAUCGACGCUUCUUUCAUCUUUUCGUGAUUGAAGAAAAAACAAGUGCUUGCUUAUUUACCUCUAAUUAAUAUAAUUAUUUUGUGUUUUAUGUUACUAAAUCCAGAUUGAGUUAGUCACGCAGUUUCUCUCUAUAUUUUGAUAUGUUGAGGAAUAUGAUCAUCAAUUUCAGUGUUAGGCCACAAAAACUAUACUAAACAAGAAGUUUGCACAGCUGUAAAGCGGUAAUUACAUUACCCAAUCCACCCCAGACUGAUGCGUCAAGGUCACAUAGGGAUCGGGAAACGACGGUAUUAGACUAGCUCGAUAUCGUGGUUACCAUGGUUACGCCUCAUCGAGUCGCUCGAGGCCGUGGUUACCAUGGUAACGCCCCGCCAAUUUAUUACAUGAUCCUGAUCGCUGCGCCCGUGACCUUGACGCAUCGGGCUUGAUGGAUUGGCAUAUAACCGCUUAAAUCUUGCACAAUCCAUCUGUCAUCUGUCUAACUAAAGAACGAGUGGUUGUGUCAUCUUGCUAAUGUAGACGAAGAAAAUUGUUCUGUAAUGCCAAAGAGACAGUGAAUAAUUUACAAUUACGUUUAUUUAUUAUUUUAAUUUUCCUUAAUAUCGUAGUUUGUGCUUCACUGAACGUCAGUACCUACUGAAUGUGGACGCUGUUAUCAUCAGACUAAAAUAUUCAUGGUUUUAGCUUACUUAAGUAACUUUUCAGAUUUAUUUUAUUUUUUUAUUUUUAUUUUGUUAUUGAAAACAGCUGUAAUAGGGCUUCUAACGCAUGCCUAACGAUGGUCUACAACUCCUUAGUCCCAAUAAUAGAGAUACAAACAUAAUAAUAUAGACAGCCCCGUCAGACUCCACAACUGGAUAUAAUACCUCUCAUUUCCUAUAUUUCCGCUUUAGUAGUUAUUGUCAUUUAAUUAAAACGUAUAAUACCGGGUUCUUACCCGGUCCAUGGACUCUGAUUAAACGCGGUAAGAACCCGGUAUUAUGUAAUUCAAUUAUGACAAUAACCGCGUAAACCUCAUACAAAAUAUUGACAUUUCAAUAUAACGUAACCGACUAUUGCUUGAAGCAGCGCAAUGAAGUUCCAGUAAUUGAAGUUUGACGCGUUUUGUUGGGGUAAUGUCAAAUAGUACAUAAAAAAUAUAAAAUAAAAUAUGUUGCAGAUUGUAUUUUACUGAAAUAUUAAUAUUUUGAGAUAAAUUAGGCCAUGAAACCUAAUAUGAAUUAGUUUUAUAAAAUUUGUCAACUACCCUAUUGUACUAAACUUUCUUUGUUAGGUGACUUGCUGUAGGUUUAAUCACUUGGCCGGAACAGUACUGACCUAAGUGAAACACUAGAUACGGUUUACAAUUUUAACAAUAUAUUGACACUGGUGGUAAUCCCUGUAGACACCAUCUAAUUUUAUUUAAGUUAUACCUGUCAUUUUCUUAUCCGCCGAAUUAGUUCCUACCUACAGUUUAAAAUUAAUCAACCUGUCAAUUUUUUUCAGUUUGUUUUCUGAUCACUUCGACACUGGCAGAAUGGUCGUACUCCUAAGCGACCCAUUGCCAUAAUAAAAAGAAAAAAAAAAGGGACGGGUAAUCGACAGGCAUACAAUU